Phanerochaete carnosa HHB-10118-sp is the source of this 849-nucleotide messenger RNA. RefSeq lists its product as uncharacterized. Bases 1 to 849 code for a protein of 282 amino acids. The transcript is spliced from 3 exons. The record is from RefSeq and is a predicted model, not a curated record. NCBI's taxonomy places the organism in Eukaryota, Fungi, Basidiomycota, Agaricomycetes, Polyporales, Phanerochaetaceae.
AUGAUAAUCACGUACCGCAAUAUAGUCGUAUACUCUCGAGCUUCGACAUGCAGCCUCUUCUGCGGUACAAUAUACUAUUCGCAUCCGUCGCCUGCUGGCGGCUACAGAGGACGAGACAAGGACGAGACGCAACGGCAAGAGGAAUGGAAGCUCGACGUACCCACCAUCGGCUACACCUACUCCCGUCCCUCGACACCCUGCAUUAUCUAUUUCAAUGGCCUCGGUCUACCUCUCGAUACCUCACCAGCCGUCCUGGGCUCAACACGACAGUGGUUCAAUCGUGUCUGGACGUUGCAAGAGUCCCCGCUGAGCUGGCUUCCGGGAGGCUUAACUGGCAAACCUCUGGUAGAUCCCCAAUCAUUCUUCGACCGUCUUCGCAGUAUCGUGACAGCGGUUAACAGCCGUGGAGACGGCUCUGGCCUUGCCCAAACUCUUCGCGAACGCUCAUGUACCAACGAGCUCGACAGGAUCGCUGGGCUUGCGUACAUCUUCCGGUGCCCCACACUCCCUAUCUACGACGAGAACGUGAGUCCAGAGAUCGCGUGGAUCCUGUUACUCAAGCACAUGGACGCUCAGCGGCGGACGGUAAUCUCGCUACGGUAUCCGCCGUGUAGUCCCUUUGGACUAUGGGGAUCAUGGCAGAGAUUCUUGCAUUCUUCGGAGACCCCUCACGUCAGCCAACCCCUCAUUUCAGCGGGAACCUCUGAGGACGGCAGCCUGAGGCUCAAUCAUGUCAUAUCCUACUGGGCGGUGCUGCUCAAGCUGGAGCGGAAGAAAUCGAGAUAUCCUGUGGAGAUCGAGGAGAGUCUAUCAAGCUCUCAAUUCUCAGCAGACAUGGGAUACUUCUGA